GAUUCCUCGAGAUAUUUAUAAUCCCUUCAUGCUGCAAAGUGGAUAAAAUUACUGUGAAAUAGAUAAUUAGUAUAUCGAAAAGCAUUUAAUUUUGUUUGCUUUGAUACAAGAUAAAUCUGCUGGUGAACAUUGGAGCGUUGAACCUAGAAUAUUAUGCAUUUUUUUUGUAGAAUGUAGCAAAAGCAGAAGAUAUGGUAUAAUGUAUGAAAUCUGUAAUGGAUUUGACUCUGUUGUGUUGAUAAAAUGUGUGAAAGAGGAGCUGAUGAUUAGAAAUUUGAGCUGAUGUCCUGAUGAUGUAGUAAUUUGUAUGUGGCAUAACUUCAUCACUUUCUCUGGAGAAUUUUGCAUUUGUGAGAAUAUAGAAUCAUGCAGAUGCGGCAAAAGCUUCUUUUUAGAUCCAGUCCAGCUAUAUGUCCUCAUAUUGUGUGGGGCUUUGUACCUGUUUGUCUAAAGCAUCACAUUAAUCCAGUCAAACACAAGUUGCUACAUACCUCAUGCCAGCUUAUAUUGCAAAGUAGAGGUAAAAGAUUUGGCUUUUUAGUUAGUUGUCUUAAUGGAACCAUUGAAAACUCAAAUAAUGAGCAACAGACUUGUUAUAGAAAUGGUGAGGAAAUUUCAUAUGAUUUAUACAAUGAGUCCAUAUGUGAGUUGUGUACUGAAGGCGACAUUGACAAGGCAAUGAGGCUGCUUUCUGAGAUGGAGGCUUUGGGUUUUCAUCCAAGUUUUGUAUCUUAUAGCAGCCUGAUCGCUGCCCUUGGAAGUGUUGGCAGGACUGCGGAAGCUGAUGCAAUCUUUCAAGAAAUGUUAUGUUCUAGUCGUAAACCAAGGAUAAAGGUGUUCAAUAUCUUACUUAGGAGCUUCUUGAGAAAAGGCCUCUUAAGGCUAGCAGAUAAGGUCUUGAUGUUACUUGAUGAUUUGGCUGUUGACAGGAACCAAGAAACUUAUGAGAUCCUGCUUGAGUAUUAUGUCAGUGCUGGGCGGCUUGAAGAUACUUGGUUAAUUGUUGCCAAAAUGAGGAGAGAAAGUUAUCCUUUAAAUUCUUUCGUUUAUAGUAAAAUAAUUGAACUGUAUAGGGACAAUGGCAUGUGGAAAAAAGCACUAGGCAUUGUGGAAGAGAUCCGCGAAAUGGGGCUACGACUAGAUAAGCGCCUAUUUAAUAGCAUCAUCGAUACUUUUGGCAAGUAUGGUGAGUUGGGAGAGGCCUUAGGAAUGUUUGACAAAAUGCGCCAAGAGGGCAUAAAACCUGAUUUUAGAACAUGGAAUUCUCUGAUCCGAUGGCAUUGCAAGUAUGGGCAUCUAGAUUCUGCUAUAGAAUUGUUCAAUGAGAUGCAAGAGCAAGGACUAUACCCUGAUCCUAAGAUCUUCAUUAUCAUUAAUACCCAUUUAGUGGAACAGGGCAGGUGGGAUGACAUUGAUACUAUUCUUGAGAAUAUGCAAGGGAGAGGACAUCACAGGAGUGGGGCUAUUUACGCUGUUUUGGUUGAUAUUUAUGGCCAGCAGGGGAGAUUUGAGGAUGCAGAAUAUUGUUUAAAUGCCCUAAAAUUGGAAGGCCUUCAGCUUUCACCUAGCAUCUUUUGUGUCCUGGCCCAUGCCUAUGCUCAGCAGGGAUUAUGUGAGCAGACUGUGAAGGUUCUGCAGAUAAUGGAAGCCGAAGGGAUGGAACCAAACCUUAUAAUGCUAAAUAUGUUGAUAAAUGCUUUUGGGAAUGCUGGUAGGCAUAUGGAGGCACAAUCAAUUUACCAGCAUAUAAAGGAGAUGGGUAUUACUCCUGAUGUGAUUACUUAUAGCACUUUAAUGAAGGCUUUUUUGAGGGCUAAGAAAUUUGAUCAGGUCCCCAAGAUAUAUAGUGAAAUGGAAUCCACUGGAUGUACGCCAGACAGAAAGGCUAGAGAAAUGUUGCAAUCAGCAUUGAUGAUCCUUGAACAGAGACACUAUUAGUUUAAGUAUAAGUCGUUAGCCUUAUUAGGUUGUAUUGCGAUUUUGUUAGUUUCUUCAAUCAGAAGAUGACGUACAGCACCAGAAACUAAAAACACUUUUGAUGCUGCUCUCUGUAAUCUUUGAGGACUUUGAUGCUCAACUUAUCUGUUUUAGCUCUUCCUGGUGCCUUGUUUAUAGGGAGCAUUAUUUAACCUGUGAGAUCAUAUAUCUUCCUGAAAUGUAGAUAUGGCAGAGUCGCUUGUCAUUUUUGAGUAAAUGGCUCAUGGCUGCCUGCCUGUGCCUGUAAAAUGAAAGAUCUGGAACUACUAGCAAACUUAGUGAUACUAAGCCCCAGAUGUACUUCUCUUCGUCUGCAUUAUUGCUAUAUCAACAGGUGAGAAAAGCAGCGUCUCUGAAGGCUAAAAGAGUGCGGUAUUGCAGCUGUAGAUUCCAUCGAUACAAUAAUGAAGUCUUGUUUCGAAACUGAUGCAGAAUCUGGAAAUGACAACACUUAAUUAAAUAGGAUGCAUUCUUUGUAAUCAUAAUUCAUGCAUAAACAUUUCACAUACCUUAUUCCUAUCUCAUAGAUAGACGAUUUAUUAACAUUCUUGUGGUAAUAAAUUGUUGUUGGAUGAUUGUUUUUUGCAAUAAAAUAGAUGCGGUGGGGAAGUUAAAAUAUGAA
This is a messenger RNA of Solanum pennellii, 2599 nucleotides long. RefSeq names its product pentatricopeptide repeat-containing protein CRP1, chloroplastic-like. Bases 367 to 1938 code for a protein of 523 amino acids. Gene Ontology annotation, molecular function: protein binding. The record is from RefSeq and is a predicted model, not a curated record. NCBI's taxonomy places the organism in Eukaryota, Viridiplantae, Streptophyta, Magnoliopsida, Solanales, Solanaceae. The transcript is spliced from 9 exons.